AUGCCAGCAGACCACAAUCACUCGGACGCCCACACUUUCCUCCCUCCACACGUCCCCGCCUACGCCUGCGGCACUUGCAGCCUCGAGGUUGCUCUCCAAGACGAGCUCGUCUCACGCUCGUUCCAGGGCACGAGUGGGCCCGCAUACCUCUUCAGGACGGCCGUGAACGUCGAUAUCGGGACCAAGACGUCGAAACAGCUGCUCUCGGGCAAGCAUGUCAUCUCGCCCAUACACUGCAGCGGGUGCUCGACGGAGCUAGGGUGGAAGUAUAUACGUUCCGGACAGUUUGUCUCGCCAGACUCGUCGCAGAAGUACAAGGAGGGCAAGUGCAUCCUCGAGAAGAGCAAGAUAUACAAGGACAACAAAUGGUCGCUCGACGAUUGA
Rhodotorula toruloides NP11 is the source of this 384-nucleotide messenger RNA. RefSeq names its product Yippee-like protein. The record is from RefSeq and is a predicted model, not a curated record. The coding region runs from base 1 to 384 and encodes 127 amino acids. NCBI's taxonomy places the organism in Eukaryota, Fungi, Basidiomycota, Microbotryomycetes, Sporidiobolales, Sporidiobolaceae. The transcript is spliced from 5 exons.